GGUCAGACUAGAGCAGGUGCGGUCACACUGUUUGCAAAUCCACACACACCAGCGCGGUUUUUUCGCUGCACAAAAUUGCACAUUUAACACAAAAUAACAGCAAUUAAUACAAACAAACGGUUGAACCGGACAUACGAAAGUGCCGGCCAUCUCGCGGAAUACGAAAUUGUGGCAAUUCUACCGCGCCACUGCCCCAAAUCACGUGAUGAAAAUCCGCCUGAAAAGUCGCCCUCGUCCGUGAAAUGUAAAGCAGAGCACUUUUUCCAACCAAAUUGGGCGGAGUGUGGAGUUCGAGUUUUAUAGUGCGAGCACAUCCAUUGAAAUUCGCUAAUUGUGAGAGUAGGCAAUCUAUUACCCCGGCAAUGCCCCAGCAAAAUGUGAGCCUUCGCGGGCGCAUUUCUUACGCGAUAAAUGCGCAAUUCGAAGCCAAUUAGUGGCUGUCUGAGGUGUCCUUUGGCCGCUUAUGCUGCUCCUGCGGCUUCACCUUUCACAAGACAACCUCAUUUGCAGGCCACAGACUUUGAACUUGCGACGCGCGUGUGCAUGCGAUCGUGGAAAACAAAAGAAAAGCACGGGCGGCACAAACAAUAACAAUAGUUCGAGUAGCACACACACUAUCGAUGCGAAUGCCAAACAUGUUAUCUGCGCUCCGGCUAAUCUUCCUGGGCGCUCUGCUCGGCGCCUCUGUUAGCGCCUCUCCCAUUGAAUACGUGAUGGAUACCAGUGUGAAUGCUUCCCGAACCGAUCCUGUGACUGCUUCUCAACCUGGCAAAUGGGUAUCAACGACCAAAACACCGUCGCUAAAGGUGCCGCCGAAUGGACCAGCUGGCCAGGCUUAUCAAUCGCCAUCGUCGUCGCUGGCCGCUGAUAACAGGAGCCACGACAACAACAACGGCAGCGCUGUAGCCAUGCUGCUGCCGCAAGAUGGCGACGGAACCGGAGCAGUUGCCACGGCUGUUGCCCCCGCGUUGCCCAUCUAUGUAGCUCAGCCUAGCGCGAAAAAGCCAGAAAAAAGAAUAAAGUGCCACUGCGACAUCUGCAAGGAUUCAAAUAACAUUUGCGAGACGGAUGGCUAUUGUUUCACAUCGGUGGAGAAGAACGCGGAUGACUCCAUCAUCUUUAGCUACAGAUGUCUGAACAAGUCGCAAAUCUUUCCACCGGGCCGAUCCAUCUGGUGCAACGAUGGCUUGCACGGGGGACCCACCGCACGACCGGUGGGACGGAGUGGCGCCCAUGCUUGCUGCAAGGACAGAGAUUUUUGCAACCGUUUUCUGUGGCCCAAGGUGAAGGUCCAGCCAUCUAAAGCUUUGGAAAGUCAGCCGCUUGGCGUCGAAGAUUAUGUGCCACAUCGUCUGACUAGCUGGGAGUUUGUGGCCAUCAUCCUAGGGGCCACCCUUUUCGUCUGCUUCACUGGCACCAGUACAUGGUACUACUGCCAGCGCCGGAAGCGUUUGGCCAGCGGCAGGCCGUUUGCCCGAGAGGAUUCUGUGUAUGAUCCUAUACUAAAUGGUAAUACCACAAUACACGACAUCAUAGAGAUGACCACCUCUGGUUCGGGUUCGGCUGGUUUACCUCUGCUAGUGCAGCGUUCCAUUGCCCGCCAGGUGCAGCUGUGCCAUGUCAUUGGAAAGGGACGUUUUGGCGAGGUCUGGCGUGGACGUUGGCGCGGCGAAAACGUGGCGGUUAAAAUCUUCUCAAGUCGCGAGGAGUGCUCCUGGUUCCGAGAGGCUGAAAUCUAUCAGACGGUAAUGCUACGGCACGAGAAUAUUCUGGGUUUCAUAGCUGCGGACAACAAAGACAACGGAACUUGGACCCAACUGUGGCUGGUAACCGACUAUCAUGAGAACGGAUCACUUUUUGACUAUCUAACCACCCACACGGUGGACACCAACACCAUGCUGAACAUGUCGCUGAGUAUUGCCACUGGUCUGGCUCAUCUGCACAUGGAUAUUGUGGGCACUCGCGGCAAGCCCGCCAUCGCCCAUCGAGAUCUCAAAUCGAAGAACAUACUGGUCAAAUCAAACUUGAGCUGUGCUAUUGGGGAUUUGGGUUUGGCCGUGCGUCACGUGGAGAAGAAUGACUCGGUGGACAUACCCUCCACGCAUCGCGUUGGCACAAAGCGAUACAUGGCUCCCGAAGUGCUGGACGAGAGCAUGAAUGACCAGCACUUUGACUCAUACAAGAGAGCUGAUGUGUACGCUUUUGGCUUGAUCCUCUGGGAGAUUGCACGUCGCUGCAACAUGGGCAUGAUCUACGAUGAGUACCAAUUGCCGUACUACGAUGCCGUGCAGCCAGAUCCCAGUAUUGAGGAGAUGAAGAAAGUGGUUUGCAUUGAGAAGAGCCGACCAAACAUUCCAAACCGCUGGCAUGCCUCCGAUGUGCUACACAACAUGGCCAAAGUAAUGAAGGAAUGCUGGUAUCCCAAUCCCGUGGCCCGUUUAACAGCGCUGCGCAUCAAAAAGACACUCGCUAGCAUCAGUGUGGAGGACAAGGUCAAGAACUGAUUGUGGCUCUAGUUUGACGAGUAGCCCCCGUGUCCCGACCCCUGGGGAUCGGGGGGAGACAUACAUUAGUAACCUGUAACCUGGCCCCGUGUUACCUUAAAUGUCCUGGCAGCGCCUGCGAAGCAGUUCCAGAAACCCGUUAAGAAAUGAAAUACAAAGAAAAUUGUAAAUAUUAAGCGCUAACUCAUCCUUAACGUUUCAAAUGCUUUGCUUUGUUUCCGUUCAGAACGAGCUUGUUAUUAGUUUUGUGUUUACACCAUCCCAAACUAUUGUACAUACCCUUCGUUGACAUUUUCGCUGAGAUUUGCUUGUUUCCGGGCAGCGUGAGCAAAGCGGCGCGCCAAAGGAAACUGCCGCACUGCCAUUAGAGCUAUCAAUUAGGGCCUAGUUAUAUACCAACAAACAAACAAACAAACAAAACACCUUAUAUACACAAUAUAUAUAUUUUUUAUAAAUCCUGUUCGCGAGCGAGAGAAUCCAGCAAACAAACCGAUAAAUACAAAACGAAAAAUACAGUAAGACUUUGUCAAGACUGAGCAGCAGUGAAAAGCAGUGAGAAAAAAGAUUCAACUUGCAGGCAAUUUUUUGCCUGUAAUAUAGAAGAUAUGCAUACCCAGCCACAAACAGAUCAUCAGCAAAGAAGAUAAUUAACAAUUUUAGGCAUUAACCAACAGAUAAAGUUGAUCAAACUCAGGAAAUCGUAAAGUAAAAGUAAAAUUUAAAGAAUCAAACAAUUUGGUGCGCCGCCUGCUCACGUACAGCUUGCCAUGCCCACGUCGCUAUUGCUGCUGCUGUGCCUCCUAAGCUUAAUAUAUAUACCAAGUCCUUCUCCCAUAAGUAUACACCAACUUGGCUUGAAGAGCUUCUUUUUGUAAUCCUAGGUUCAAAAUAUUUUUAAAAAUGUCUACACCAAAACUCUCGAUCCUGGCAAUCAACCAAAAUUGGUUGCACCUUCAUCCUCACGCAUGCUUAUUGUUUUUGUUAUUUCAUCUAAUCAUAUCGCAUAUCAAUCUGUCCUUUUAUUAAUUAUGUUUCAUGUGUUUUUUAUAACCAAAGCUUGUUCUUCCUAUUUUAUUGUAGCCAUAAAAAUAAAGCAAAGUAAACAAAACUAUAAAAUAACAAAAGAAAAUAUAUGAUGGUAUAUUUAAAUAUGAAUUGUAUACUAUAUUUGCUUCUAUUGUACAUUUUAAGGAACCAAAUGUUUCGUGAACAAACCUAAACCACUAAUUUAAGUCUGUGCACAUACAGUUUUGUGUGCUUAUUCCGGAUAAUACAAUAUGUUUAACAUUAAUUAAUUAAUUAAUUUCUCACAUCAAAUGCCAUAAAGCUAAAUGAGUCCAUUAUCAAUGUAUACCUGUACUAGACACAAAACCAUUACCAGAAUGCAAUAGUGGUUUCAACACAACCCAUGUUUCCUUAACCCAUCAUCGACACACGCCAGCUGAGAGAUUAAAGUAAACAUUAAUUAACAUUUUAAUCAUUUCGAUGUAAGAUACUUGUAAGCGAGUUUGUACGAGCAGUGCAUGAAAGAUUGUAAUUAGGGUUAUGAUUAUCUAGUACCUACAUAUUGUUAUUUUUUCGGCCUGCGAAAUUUACUUUCCUAUUUUAUUUUUAAGCUUACUAAAGUUAAUCAUUUCCUGUACGAACACAAUCUAUUUCUUUGGGAAACAAAUCUAAACAAAAUAUUCUUAGCUAUAUAUUUAGUUUUUGAAACUAUUCCUGUAAUUGUAAAAUCUGUAAAUAGUCUGUGCAAGUCAAACAAAGAAAAAUGAGACACAUGUUUCAAAGAAUCGCGUUAACUGAUUAAUAUUUGACUGUGUUCCAAGCUUAAUCUAAGCCGAAAGUUGUUUUUAAGACACAAAACCCCCCAAAACAACCUCCGAUGUGGGGCACUUCCUAAAACCCACGACCUUAGUCCCUGAUCCAAACCAAAAAGUAAAAAACAACGUAAAAAACAACUGAGUUUAAGAUUCAAUUAAAACCGAAGAACACAAAAUCAACAAAAGACUUUAACAUGCGCAAAACAUAUAAAAAUUAAUUUUACAUAAAAAUAAAUCCUAUUUUGCGGGCAAAACGUAAUUUUGGUUCGAAAUUUCAAAGAUCUUUGGAACUAAAACGAUUAACUUUGUGCGAUUUAUGUUAGGCUCAAGUAAGCGAAAAGUGUCUCAGCCAUAAAGUUAAGAGCGAAAGCAUUUGUAAUGUGUAUUAAUCGUAAAUGGAUUGGAUCAUGAGAGAUAUAUAGAAAGGCAGAGAAAGAGAGAGAGAGAAGAGUGAAGAGAGAAGAGAGAAGAGAGAGGAGGAAUGAUUUACUUGGGUGUAAUGUUAAAAACAAAAGCGUUGAAAGUGUAAACAGAGUCUAACUUUUAGCUUUAAGCUGCGUUUUUACUGGCACUUUAAAUAAAAUUACAAAAAUAAAACAAACCGAAAAUAUUUGUAAAAGAA
Messenger RNA from Drosophila eugracilis, 4946 nucleotides. RefSeq names its product TGF-beta receptor type-1 (gene babo). The transcript is spliced from 8 exons. Lineage: Eukaryota; Metazoa; Arthropoda; Insecta; Diptera; Drosophilidae. Gene Ontology annotation, cellular component: activin receptor complex; plasma membrane. Bases 621 to 2504 code for a protein of 627 amino acids. The record is from RefSeq and is a predicted model, not a curated record. Gene Ontology annotation, molecular function: activin receptor activity, type I; ATP binding; activin binding. Gene Ontology annotation, biological process: activin receptor signaling pathway; nervous system development; protein phosphorylation.